AUGGCAAUGACAAUCACUGUUUACUUUUUGACUGUUUUGACAGGCAAUGUCGAAGGGUCGAUCCCCCUGAACCCUUACACUAACCAAACACAGCCCCCUGCGGGCCCCGGGGGUUUCAUGGACACACCCUCGGUCCCGGGCUUUGGGGAAGGCAAUGGAAUAGCACAUGGCCAGAACUAUGACUAUGCUGCAAACUCCCAGCCCGGCUUCCCUGCCUACCCGCCACCAAACAAACCAGAGGGAUUUGAAGACAUGGGAAAAUCUGCACUGCCCGAGGGUGAGGUUUCUGGCCCUGCCCCCUUCCAGCCCUACAGCUACCCUCCCCCACCCCCUGGGGCAAGCUAUCAACCCCCAACCAUGGGCAUUGGCUAUGACCAGCAAGGUGUCAACCCUCAGUACCCCAAUGCUCCGCCCCCACCGUAUUCCGGGUAAACCACGUCACGGACUCUGAGUCACUCGCAGGCUGUUCUCGUUUUAUGCUGGUUGCAAGAGCCAUUUUCACUUUUCUUCUGAGUGGGAAAGAGACAAAGUCUUUAUAAAUGUUUCAACCCUAAGUUAUUGAUGAGAAGCAAAAAGUAUAAAACCUGAACAGCCUGCUGGUUGCAUAUAGCCUUUUUUAAACUCUUUCAGUGCUGGAACCGAAUUUUGAAGGCCUUUGCAAACAGUUUGGAUCCAGAUGAGACGCCACAGAACGUGGCCUCUCAUCAGGAUCCAAACUGUUUGCUAUUCUGAUAGUAUUCUUUGAAAAAAAUUCGAAGAAAAUGCUAAUUUAUGAAAUUCAGCAGACGACAUUUUAGCAGACGACAAAUUUCCCAGCAUGCAAAGGGUUAAUAAUUUGCAAUAUUAUUAUAAUGUAGAAGCUAUUGAUGAUUAAAUGUUUAAAUUUUGUUAUGAUAUGCAUACAUUGUUUGCAAAUUAUGUACGGUGUCAAGUGUGAUGCCCUCGACCCUCACACACCUAUUUACGAGGAUAAUGAAAUAUAUCAAACAGAAAAAAAGUAAUAAGACAAAUUUCCCAGCAUGCAAAGGGUUAAUGCACUUUUGAGUGGAAAGGGUUGACGCAAUCAGAUUAUUUGGCAAUAUCAUAUGUACAAUGUCAAUCAAUCAGUGUCAUUGCUGUGUCAUAAUUACCUCCAAUCAGUAUUUUGACUUUUUUUUUAUCAAAACAGUUUCUGGUAUUGGAAACUAGAUUCAUAGCCUGUUAUCUUUUGUCAUUUAUUACUUUUUUUACUUGCAAUAAAACCUGAAUUUAAAGGGAGAACAUGUGCUUUUGUUGUCAUGUUUUUUUGUGUGUUAGGGUUGAGAGCUUUUUUCUUGCGAAACAAUCUUUAUACAAAUGUAUUUCAUGAAUUUUUGUUUUUCAUUUGUUCAAAUAAAGCAUUCUAAAAUGUUAACAAUCAAGCAAAUUUUUGAAAAAUUAUAUUUUGUACACAUGUAUUAUCCAUAUGUUUGAAAAUCAUGCUUGAAAAUAAGCAUUGCCAACAGCAUGUUAAAUUGGUGUAUUUUGUGUAUGUAUUUGAACAAAAAUGUUUGCA
Molecule: messenger RNA, 1534 nt
Organism: Dreissena polymorpha
Lineage: Eukaryota; Metazoa; Mollusca; Bivalvia; Myida; Dreissenidae
Product: basic salivary proline-rich protein 2-like
Exons: 5
Coding region: 1-432 (143 amino acids)
Source: RefSeq, a predicted model, not a curated record